This is a messenger RNA of Gasterosteus aculeatus aculeatus (three-spined stickleback), 2141 nucleotides long. It is a transcript of the gene spdl1, whose product is annotated as spindle apparatus coiled-coil protein 1. Gene Ontology annotation, molecular function: kinetochore binding. Gene Ontology annotation, biological process: mitotic spindle assembly checkpoint signaling; mitotic metaphase chromosome alignment; establishment of mitotic spindle orientation. Gene Ontology annotation, cellular component: spindle pole; outer kinetochore. Lineage: Eukaryota; Metazoa; Chordata; Actinopteri; Perciformes; Gasterosteidae. The record is from RefSeq and is a predicted model, not a curated record.
GAACAGUACUCGAGCUGCCACUGUUGACGUUUCACGAGUCCACAAGUCCACACAAAAACGCAUAUUGAGAAAGGGCAAAUGGAUCUUCUGGAGUGUAAAUCCAUUGAAGAAAGCAUCUUAUAGGGCAGGCUUCUUGAGAGCAACGGGGCAUGUGGGGAAACUUUAGUUGUUGGUACGGACAAUUGGUAUGAAACCGGAAGAUGGCAGCAAUGCAACAAAAGUUGUCCAAGGUUCGCUCAAACAGCACCGAAGAAGAAGAAGGAGGAAAGAAGGAAGUGCUGAAUUCAAACCUGAAGCGGUUAGACCAGAGAGUCAACUAACUGGUUUGCUGACAAGAUGGCAGCAGAAGAGGAGAUCCAGCGACUGAGGAGUCAGCUGAGGGAGAGAGAGGAGCAGGUUCAUCAGGCUGCCCAAGCUGGUUUGGAUCUCCUCAACCAGCAGAUGGAAAUGCAAAACAGACUGGACGAACAGAGAGUGGAAAUGACCAACGCAAUGGAGGCCCUCGAGCAAGAAAAGUACUCACUUCGAAAGCAAGUUGAGUUAAAGACUCGGAUGCUUGACUCACUGCAGUCCGACCACGACUCUGUGAAGAACCAGCAAAGACAGCAGCUUGAGGAACAAAAACUGCAUCUGGAUAGGAGCCACAGAACAGAACUCAGUGAGCUCAACAAGAAGAUGCUGACUUUGCAGUCCACUCUGGAGGAAUCCCAGCUGAAUGAGCAACAGCUGAAACACAAACUUGAGGUGCUGACUGAGACUCUUAAUAACAAGAUGGAGGAGCUGCAAACUGUAAAUGAACACACACAGAGCUCUAUGACAUCUGAGAUGAUGGAGGAGCAGAUAAAGAUCACAGAGCUGGAGAACAUUAAGGUGGAGUUGGAGCAGAAACUGCAGGAAUCUCAGUACAAAGAGCAGCAGUUGGAGCUGACCAUUGGCAGCCUACAGCGCCACCUGGAGCAAAUCACUGAGGACCGCGAGGUGGAAGCUGUUUCCUGGUUCAAUGCAUUAGAGAAAUCUCGUGAGGCCAACCAAGACCUCCAGAUCCAGUUGGACCAGGCUCUCCAGCAGGCCCAAGAUCCCAACAGUAAAGGGAACUCUCUGUUUGCAGAGUUGGAAGAUAAGCGUGCUCAGAUGGAGAGACAGCUCAUCACUAUGAAGGUCCAGUACCUGUCACUACAGAAACUACACGCCUUCGGUAAACAGCAACUGCAACGCACCAAGGUCCAGAUAGCCACACUGAUGCAGCUCCAGAGUUCAAGGGCGGAUCCUGCCCAGCUGGAGAGACUCCAGUCCAUGCUCUCUGAGAAAAAUGGAGAAAUCCAAAAUCUCAUGACUAAGCUGCAGAGACUUGAGAAGGGGGAGCCAGCUGCUGCUCCAGCAGAGAGUGGAGACAUCCAAGAUGAAACCUACUACACUGACCUGCUGAAAAUGAAGCUCAACAACACCGUUAAGGAUGCAGAGCGAAUGGGUGACGAGCUUUUCCUGCAGAGGAUGAAAUCUUUGUCAGAGAGCCAGAAAGCUUUGGAGCUGGAGAGGAAACUCUUCUCAUCUGAACGUCUCCUCAGACAGACACAGAGUGACAAGAUCAAACUGCAGUUACAAGUAGAAGAGCUGCAACACAAGUAUGAACUCAAAGAUACAAAAAAGAAUAUGUUGCUAAAGAGAAAGAAAGAGAAGUUUCCUUUUGAUGUCAUCCCCUCUUCUGAGAAAAUAAAGCUUGACAAGGGAGAGCAUGUCCUUGCAGUGAAGAUGGAUGUCACAAAGACUGCAGGAGCAGAUCCUGCUUGUGCAGCUGAGGCAGUGAGCCCCACACAAGGUUCAGAUUCUGUGCCACGGCCUGCAAAGUGCGUGAAGAUCAGUGGAGACGUUCCUGUUGAGAUUCCCAACUCCAGCGCUCCUGAAACUGACAGUAAAGACGAGGAGAAGGAGGAGAUCAGGUGGCAGACUAAGAGAGACGAUACAAGAAAGAAACCAAUGGUGGAGGUGAUCCAUGUCAGCGCUCAAACCAGUAUGGAGAACGAGUGUGCUCAGCAGUAGUGUAUGUACGCCAUACUGUCAGUGUUCAGUUUUACAAAACACGUGAAUAUUAAUCUACUUCAAUUUCCUGUUAUAUUUUCAAUAAAAGAGUUUUCUUAAAAGUU